Ipomoea nil (Japanese morning glory) is the source of this 1292-nucleotide messenger RNA. Its product is annotated as V-type proton ATPase subunit D. Bases 239 to 1021 code for a protein of 260 amino acids. The transcript is spliced from 2 exons. NCBI's taxonomy places the organism in Eukaryota, Viridiplantae, Streptophyta, Magnoliopsida, Solanales, Convolvulaceae. Gene Ontology annotation, cellular component: proton-transporting V-type ATPase complex; vacuolar membrane. The record is from RefSeq and is a predicted model, not a curated record. Gene Ontology annotation, molecular function: proton-transporting ATPase activity, rotational mechanism.
GAGCAAUAAUGCUGGCAGAUCGGAUCCGUGGAUCGAUCGCGACUCUCUCUUAGAACUCUAAAGCUUCACGUUCAUAAUCCCUCAAUUUUAAGUUUGUUGUAGAGAUUAAACUUUCAGUUCUCGCUAAAUUUUAUUGAAUAAUCACUCCCGCGGUCGGAUCUCGGGCGCGAUCAUCAUUCUCCGGCGGCCCUCUGACGGCAAUCGUAUUUCCCACAUAUAUUCCUAUUCACCUUAAGAAAUGGCUGGGCAAAACCAACGCUUAAAUGUGGUUCCUACUGUCACAAUGCUUGGUGUCGUGAAAGCUCGCCUUGUUGGUGCCACAAGAGGCCAUGCUUUGCUUAAGAAGAAAAGUGAUGCUCUCACCGUGCAGUUCAGACAGAUUCUCAAGAAAAUUGUGUCAACAAAAGAAUCGAUGGGAGAGGUCAUGAAAAGUUCCUCCUUUGCUCUGACAGAGGUCAAGUAUUGUGCUGGUGAGAACAUUAAGCAUAUUGUGCUUGAAAAUGUUCAGAGCGCAACACUUAAAGUUCGAUCACGCCAAGAAAAUAUUGCUGGUGUUAAGCUCCCCAAGUUUGAUUAUUUCUCUGAAGGAGAGACAAAGAAUGACUUGACUGGAUUAGCUAGAGGUGGGCAACAGGUACAAGCAUGCCGUGCUGCCUAUGUGAAAGCAAUCGAGCUCCUUGUUGAGCUUGCUUCCCUGCAAACAUCAUUUCUCACUCUUGACGAGGCUAUCAAGACCACAAACCGCAGGGUCAAUGCACUUGAGAACGUGGUGAAACCAAGGCUAGAGAACACAAUAACCUACAUCAAGGGAGAACUGGAUGAGUUGGAGCGAGAGGACUUCUUUAGGCUGAAGAAGAUCCAAGGCUACAAGAAGAGAGAGAUAGAGAAACAGAAGGCAGCUGCUAAACUAUUUGCAGACGAGAAGGUUGCUGAAGAAAUUUCUUUGAGGAAAGGUAUUUCACUUGGCGCAGCACAUAACUUGCUAUCUGGUUCACAGAAAGACGAGGACAUCAUUUUCUGAUAUGGAUGUCAACCUAUUUAUCUUUAUUUAAGCUUUCUGCGUGAGUCUUUCGCAUAUCUUAUCCUCUGUAAUAGGGACGGGUAAUACUUCUAGUUCGACAAAUCUCAUGUUCUGAAUAAGAGCUAUCUGCAGGCUUGUAUUCUUUGAAUCAUUUCGUAAGCUUUUAUCUGUUGGUUGAACAGCUAUCUUGUGAAUUUGAACGAGACUUUUUCCUUCUGCAGUUUGUAUAAUUUUAUGAUUCAUGAUCUAUAGAAUAAUUGACUAUUUGAUA